AUGGAGAAGAUCGCGUGGGAGGUCGAGUACGUCCCUGACGAGUACCACAUCUGGGACACCCUGAACACUCCCUUCUUCGAAGACAGCCUGGACUACGCCCCUAUCCCCUCUGGCAGCGGAGAGGAGGAAACAUUCACCUUUCCUCUGGAGGGCUCCGAGGGGUACUACUCGGUCAUGUACUCGGGACCGUUCCCGCCACUGCAAUGCGCGGACGAGCUGCACCUAGCCGACGUGACGUACGUAGGGUGCUAUAGCGCGGGGAUAUUCUGCACCGCCGACGGGUCCACACGUAGCAGCAACAGCAAAGACUCGGCCGAGAAAUACCGCCCGUUCGACGGCACCGACGACGACGGGGAAGACGCCAAUAAGGUCAUGACGCUCGAGAAUUGCGCGGCCACCUGCACAGCUCAAGGAACCCAGUACCUCGGUCUCGAAUCCGCGGUCAAGACGACCUACGUUGUCUAUGUUGGAUACCUUCUCGUUUCUUCCGCCCUUUCCCACGCUAUUGAUUCGCUACGACGACACACCCCCCCUCUUCUCCAGUGCCUGUGCGGUGACGAGCUGGUGGGCAGCCCUAUCGACGAUGUCUACGGCAUCGGAGGCUCCGUGUGCGGCAUUGACAUCACGUUCGGCGGCGACGUCCCCGAGUACAAGUACCUGUGCUCCGGCGAUUCCCGCGUGCGGUGCGGCACCGACGACCACAUCUCGGUAUACUCGAUUGGCGGCAGCACCGGUGGCGGCAACGAGGACGAAGAGGAACCCAACCCCGCCCCCGUCGGCUCCGACGACUUCGAGCUCACCGGAUGUGUUGCCGACGACCAAAGCAAUAGGGUGAUGCCUGUGGAACCGAUUGCGGAGAACGCCAUGUCCGCGGAGGAUGCAGCGCACCCUUCACGCGACUCGCCAAAUAUCUCACGGCGCUUCGCGCUUGGUGAUGUGAGAGCCUGGUCCGGAUCUCUCGGAGCAACCCAGAGCUCCACCGCCUGUGACUACGACUGCGCUGGAAACGCGGAGGAGAUCUGCAGCGGCUUUAAUGCGAUGAGCGUAUACGAGAUCGCCUCCGUCACCACCUCUCCUACUGACUACCCAACCCCCGCACCUGUGCCUACCCCGGCGCCCGUGGUCCCCUCCGACGACUCUGAGCUCGUUGGAUGUGUUGCCGAUUUCAACGGCGCUCGGGUGAUGCCGGUGGGACCGUUGUCCAGCAAUGCCAUGACCGCGGAGGACGAUGACGGAGGAUCUCUCGGAGCAACCCAGAGCUCCACCGCCUGUGAUUACGACUGCGCUGGAAACGCAGACGAGAUCUGUAGCGGCUUUAAUGCGAUGAGCGUAUACGAGAUCGCCUCCGUCACCACCUCUCCUGCUGACGACCCAACCCCGGCGCCCGUGCCUACCCCGGCGCCCGUGCCUACCCCGGAGCCCGUGGUCCCCUCCGACGACUAUGAGCUCAUUGGAUAUGUUGCCGACUUCAACGGCGCUCGGGUGAUGCCGGUGGGACCGUUGUCCAGCAAUGCCAUGACCGCGGAGUGCUUCUGCACAGGAUCGCUUGGAGCAACCCAGAGCUCUACCGCCUAUAGCUACGCAUGUGCUGGAAACUCUGGGGAGCUCUGCGGCAGGCUUUACGCCAUGACCGUAUACGAGAUUGGGUCCGUCGCUACCUCUCCUACUGACGAUCCUACUCCCGCGCCUGUGCCUACCCUGGAUCCCGAGGAUGUAAGAGGGAUAUGA
Ectocarpus sp. CCAP 1310/34 is the source of this 1728-nucleotide messenger RNA. Lineage: Eukaryota; Phaeophyceae; Ectocarpales; Ectocarpaceae. The record is from the annotation of a GenBank genome assembly.